AUGAGACUCUCCAUACUUCUUCUAUUGGCGUCUCUUGUAUCGGCAGGUCCGCUUCCCCAAAAGACUGGGGUAAUACAUCGUCAUCAUAUCCACCAAAGGGACGACAUGCCAGCGGUCGAUACGGCAAAGGAAGAUACAAAGACAACAGAAACGGGGAAAACCACGGAGACGGGAAAGGCAACUGAAACGAAAGAAACAGACAAGACAGACAAGACAGACAAGACAGACAAGACAACGGAGACGAAGAAGUCUGACACGAAAACUUCUGAGUCAAAGACAACGGAGUCCAAUAGCAAAGACUCGUCAUCUGGCCUGAUGCCCUCAAUGACACUGAUGCCCCUGAUGUCCCUGGCUCUGUCCCUGUCGCUGUCACUGACUACCCUGUACAGUUAUUCUAUAACCGUUCCACCUUCCGUCAAGACAGACGGUUAUAGCGCCAACCCGUUUGUACACAAGUCGCUGAAACCUGCCAAUCUAGUGUUUAUUAUAGUUGGCGGAGUAUUGGGGCUCAUACUUUUGCUACUAGUUGUCUUUUGGCUUGCUUUCUGGCUCGUAAGCAGAAGAAGAGCCAGGAAAGAUCGUGAAGUCUACCUCUCGAACAGCUAUCCAAGGGGACUCUUCCUGCUGAGUCUGUCAAGCCUUCUUCUAGGCGACGGGGCGCUGUCAGUUGGCGAAAAAUCUAGUUCCGGCUGGGGGUCCAAUUCUUCUGUGCUCAUGUUGCACCGCCAGGCACUGUCGGUCACUUUGGACAGGCAAGUGCCCUCGCAAGGAAGAAGCUACAGAGAGAUGCUGGGGGUAGAAAGCAACAGAAGAAAUUCCAUGUACAUUUCCCCCGUGCUAGAGAUGAUGCACGGGAAAAGUCGACUGCAAAUGGAUUUGAUGCGUCCAGAGCUGCUCUACGGGCUCGAUCUGCCGUACUAUGACUCGCCAGUAGAGUCUCCGAUCGGGAACAUCUCACAGGAUGCCAUCAACACUCAACCGAUAGAGAGCAAAGAAAAGAAGACGCUGAGACCACCAUCCCAGUUGCUAGACGAUCUCCUUGGGGAUUCUCUAGACCUUACUGUGGAUCCAGAUACGAGGACGGAGAAGAACUAG
Molecule: messenger RNA, 1095 nt
Organism: Candidozyma auris
Lineage: Eukaryota; Fungi; Ascomycota; Pichiomycetes; Serinales; Metschnikowiaceae
Product: pheromone-regulated protein
Exons: 1
Coding region: 1-1095 (364 amino acids)
Cellular component (GO): fungal-type vacuole; cellular bud neck
Source: RefSeq, a predicted model, not a curated record